AUUAAUCAAAUGAGGAAAAAAGGAUCGAACUUGGUGCUCUAAAGAAGUUGUGGCUGUUCCGGCUUUAUUGUAACUCUGCCAAGGUUGAUGCGCAGCAGACAGUGUCACAAAAAAUACUUUUGUUUUUUGUGUAAGAAAGUGGCAUGUCUUUUUAAUUGAAAAGCACUGAUCCGUGUCUUGACGCAUUGCCCAGGACUGUUUUUUGUGCUUAAAAUGGACUUGAAAGAUCUGCCGUGGAGAAUGCAAGGGAGCUAACAUUUGGAAACAACACAGAGACAAAAAGAGAGCAACUGAGACUACUGGAAAGCUAAUCCCAGCAUGGCCUCAGUUCUGGACAGCGGCUGCUCCAUGGAGCUGAACAGCUGGAACAGCAGUGUGAGCAGCUCUGGAGCCUCCAUCCCCUGCAACCAGAGCAUCCUGCAGCUCGCCCCUUACUCCCCUGAAGCCACAGCAGCCUUCGCCACUGCCAUAACCUUGAUGGUUGUCUUCACCAUCGUGGGGAACAUCAUGGUCAUCAUCGCUGUCCUGACCAGCCGGUCCCUCCGAGGUCCACAGAAUCUGUUCUUAGUAUCACUGGCUGCUGCAGACAUUUUAGUGGCCACACUCAUCAUCCCCUUCUCUCUGGCCAAUGAGCUGCUUGGCUACUGGUACUUCAAGGCUACUUGGUGUGAGAUCUACUUGGCACUGGAUGUGCUGUUCUGCACCUCCUCCAUUGUGCACCUAUGCGCCAUCUCUCUUGACCGCUACCUGUCAAUUUCCAGGGUUACUUACGGGCGUCAGCGGACUCCCAAACGCAUCAAAGCCGCUAUUGUGGUGGUGUGGCUCAUCUCUGCGGUCAUCUCCUUCCCUCCCCUGCUCUCACUGAACAAAAGCGAGGCAGGGGACCUGGGGACUGAGAGAGGACCUCAAUGCCAGCUAAAUGAUGAGCGCUGGUACAUCCUUUACUCCACCAUCGGCUCCUUCUUUGCUCCGUGUCUCAUCAUGAUCCUAGUCUACAUAAGAAUUUACCAAAUUGCCAAACAGAGAACACGUUGCCCACCAGGAGAGCCCAGGAAAGAUGGGGUCGGCUGUGCAACACCGAGUCAGCCUUCUAGACAUGCACAAGCCAACGGGAAGGAUGAUGAAGAAAGCACACCACCUUCAUCGAACAAAACCUCCAGUGCCAGACCCCCCACCCUUGCCAUCACCCCUUCUCCUUCCCUAGGAGAGUCUCAAACCUCCCAGAAUCCCACCUCCAAUAAUCUCCUGCAACCUCCAUGCCCUUCUCCAGCUAUUACCCCUGUCACUACCUCCCUUGAUAACUCUCCCCACGGCCCCUCAACCACCUCCUCUGUGCCUCAGUCUUCCCCUGCCAAGACUAAAAAGAAGGGGAAGAAAGGCAAGUUUCAGGGAGGGAAAAAAGCUGACAAUAACAAUGGCGACAGCUCAAGCACAGAGAGCGACAUGGAGCACAGCCAUGGAGGAGGCCGAGGCAGCACCAGCAUGCCAGGGUCACCUGCAGGAGGGGGGAUCCACUCCCCGGCCUCAGUCAAGCGCUAUCGGGACAUGAUCGCCACUUCAAAGGGCGCUCGGCUGGUGCCAGGGAGAAAGUCUAAAACAGAGAGCAACCCUGGAGCAGCAAGGCGCAAAGCAAUGGUAAACCGAGAGAAACGUUUCACCUUUGUUCUGGCAGUGGUCAUCGGCGUCUUUGUGGUGUGCUGGUUCCCGUUCUUCUUCUCCUACUCUCUACAGGCAGUGUGCCCGGAGACAUGUGCCAUCCCAGAUCCACUCUUUACAUUUUUCUUCUGGAUCGGUUACUGUAACUCCUCACUCAACCCAGUCAUAUACACCAUCUUCAACAAAGACUUCAGAAAGGCCUUCAAAAAGAUUCUGUGCAGAAGCACCAAGGGCACUUUCUUUUAAUCCAGUGCAUGGGACAUGGACACAAAAAAAUGCCAUUUCUGAGGGCACAGAGAAAAAAUAAUUUUUUAGAACACUCAAAGGGCUGUUUUAAAAAAAUAUGUUGAACUGUGGAAAUUCCAGCAUAAAAUUCAGAACUGAAAGCCACUGUUUUACAGCCACAGUGUGUGCAAACAGGAAUCAUGGACUGUGAAAUCCUACUUUGCAGCUGAUACACACAUAAAGUAUUAUAGGGUGUGGGGUGAAAACAGGACAUGGAAUAAAGAGGCAAUGCAAGAGACACGAAAAGUACCAGAGAGGUCUUGAAGAACACAGGAAAACAAUUAACUCCUGAAUAAGAACACAGACCGAUUAAUCUGUUAAUAUAUCUUGUAGUUAUUAAGAACUCAAAGACUAACAGGGAAGGAAAACAGGUAAAAAUAAGAAAAAGUGACCUUAGAUUCCUGACAGCCUAGGGCCCUUUAUUUAUCAAUACAGAGCACAUGGAGCACACAAGGUUAGUGGUGAUUUCUUACGUCUGCAGUCUUAUUUGCCCAGCUGCAGGGCAAACAUGUGUUCCUCAAUUUUUAUCUAAAAGUGCAACAACAAGAGAAGGUUUCUGACAAUUGCAAUGUGAUAACACAGACAAUGGAGCCCUUUCAAACUUAACUUGUGGACUUUUAUGUGGAAGGCCUUCAUGUCAGACACCUUGCUCUUGGCUUAGUAUGGAUCACAAUGGACACUCAGGUUGUUUGUAAUGUCAAGCUUGGCUUUCACCUGUCAUGAAAUACAGACUAAGCUGAAGUGUGGUGGAUUUUGGACAAAAGAAAACCCCAUUGAAAUGUAAAAGUAAGACAGUGCCCCCCCCCGCCGCCCAUCCUCUUAGCUUGCUGUUUCCUGCUUUUUUAACUUAACCUGGACUAUCACAUCAGUGAACUGGACUGAGUAACCCCUCUAAUGAACUGCCUCAAUAUUUGGACAUUUAAGUAACAAUACAUUUUUUUGGAAAGAGGUUGUUCAUAGUAUUUAAUGGGAGGUGCAUCUGAUGAAGACUGAAAAGGUUAGGUUAUUACUAUUUAACAUGCGAACAUUAUUUUCCAGAAACCCUGCUUCACAAUGAGCAGCAGUAUUUAGCAGGUAGACAUUUACAUUGACUGUAAAGGACAGAUGAACAAUACAAUUACGGAUGUGUAAUGUGACCCCUAAUUACGCCUACAUGGGUUAUUCUGAGAACCAUUUGGCUGAGUCACUCUUUACCAACGCCUCUGGCACAUCAUGGCCUGAAGUGGACCUCUUCGUGUCACAUUUGGAUUGUUGCUGAGAGGCGAGAGGAUGAAUGGUACAUUUAUUAUUCUCACCAAGGGACUGCGCCUCUGUCAGUUUCCUCCACACACACAAAAAAAGAAAAAGUGUCUGUAACUGUGAACAGCACACAGGCUUAUUGACUCAAUGGGACAAGGGCUGUCAGCAGCAACACUUCAAUUUACUAAUCGUCUAAUUCUGCUGACCUGUGUGAGUGUGUGUGUGUGUAUAUGCGUGUGCGCAUUGACGUUAAUGUUUUUUCUGUAGAACGUGUCAGUGCCUCCUCUGGCUGCUGCGACUUUAAUAUUGACGAGAGACCAGAGUUCCUGGUUCAGGCAUCACUUGGCUAUCUAUCGGGUGAAUGUUUCUACUUGAUGGAAAGUAGUAUAUCACUGUGUCGAGAAAGACUUAUUGAACUGAAAGUAAGUGUUCAUCAGUGAUAUUGAGUACAUGGCUUUUUAGUGGUCCCAUCAAGGGAAUAAAGAGCCUUAUAGGACACCAGCCUGACUCAGUAAUGCCUGGCUCUGUGUUGCUUUAAUGAAGUAUAUCUUUACAUUUGGUGAGGCAAAGGUUGAAACACUGUAUUAUUUAUUUCUAACUAUUUUGUGUUUUCUGUCUGUUACCUAUUUAUUGUUUAGUUACUGUGCUUUUAUUCUGAAAGUUAAACAAAGUGGAGCUGAUCAAAGAGUGCGAACACUAUAAAGAUUUUUAAUAUCUUCAAUAAGAGCAAAAUUGAUUUUUGCCAUCGAGCUCUUGCUUUGUGAGAUUGGGGGGGGGGGGGGGUAUUUGUGUUGAACUAAAGGUACAUGAACUUUGAGUUAUGUGCAUCAUGCAGAACAUACAAUGCAACAUUUGUCAUCCUUAUUUCAUAUUAACUGGUUAUAGUAUGGUAAAAUGCUCCAUCAAAAAUACAAGCACAUUAAUGGAUGUACAAUUUCUCAAACAUACUGCAGCAGGAAAACCUCUCUUCAGCAGAGAGGUUUCUUUUUUUAAUUUCAAACUUUUUAUGAAAAAGUAAUCGAACAUGAAAAUGUCAAUAUCACCCGAAGCCAGUUUCAGUUAGAUGAUUUGCAGACUUUGUGCCGGACACUAAGGCUACAAUCCAUACCACACAGAGCUGCUUGGAGAUUCAAAUAACUGAUAAAAUAAAAUGGUUGAAAGUAAGAGCUCCCUGUUCCCUGUCCCCAUCUGAAAUGGUUAUUUUCUCUCCAGAAAUAAAAAACAGUUAUAACCACGCAAUCAUAACAAAAAUAGCCACAGAGGUCAUGGAUUCAUGGCUGUUUCCAACAAAUAUGAGUUGUAAUGCUCCUCAAAUCCACCAACCAUGGCUUUAUGUGGUGAGACUGCUGCUUUGUUUAUUUAAAAAAAGUAUGACUUAUGGCUUAAAGGCGACAGAUGCAGUAGUCUGCCUCUUGAUCGCCAUCUUUUCCCCUGAAACCGCCUGUAUUUUCUCUUCUCCUACUGUGUUUGGACAAAACUGCGUGGUCUGAGCUUUACCAUCUUCUAUCCCCCAUCUGUCAUCAUCCCACUCCAGUUUGGAAAUAAAGCUACUUGAAAAAGCA
Messenger RNA from Micropterus salmoides (largemouth bass), 4742 nucleotides. Its product is annotated as alpha-2B adrenergic receptor-like. Lineage: Eukaryota; Metazoa; Chordata; Actinopteri; Centrarchiformes; Centrarchidae. Gene Ontology annotation, cellular component: membrane. The record is from RefSeq and is a predicted model, not a curated record. Gene Ontology annotation, biological process: adenylate cyclase-activating adrenergic receptor signaling pathway. The coding region runs from base 319 to 1902 and encodes 527 amino acids. The transcript is spliced from 2 exons. Gene Ontology annotation, molecular function: G protein-coupled receptor activity.